AUGCUUCCACGAUCAAUACUACGAGUGCGCAGUUUACUCGCCGCCCUCCUCCUCGCUUCAUUCCUCGUCUGGUCCUUCUCACGAUACACGUCAGCGCCAACCCUCGACUUCGGCCACUCUGUUCCAGACCUAACAACCGCCCAACAAUCACUCUGGCGCUCCCUCCACACUCUCCUCGAGGAACAUGGCCCAGAUACAAACCCACUCGUCGAAGACAUCAAAGCACCGACAGAAGGCUUCAAUGCAGAAGAUAAUGCCAAACCACGACCAGACUACGUCCUCGUCGCGCGCGAAGACGUCGACACAAUGCGCGAAGCACACUCCGACUUCCUAAACGCUCUCAAACCGAAAUCCCCACCCUUAAACAAAUCCCCAAUACCACUAAACCUCCACCUCCAAUACAUCCCCGGAACAAAAGGCAUCGUCUCAACCGCCGGCGGUCCCUACCUCCCCGUGCUAGUAAUAUCCCUCCGCAUGCUCCGCCGCACCGGCUCAAAACUACCAAUGGAAGUAUUCCUCGCCUCCGAAGACGAAUACGAAGAAUAUAUUUGCAACGUCGUCCUCCCCUCCCUGAACGCCCGCUGUAUAAUCCUCUCCACAAUCCUAGAAGCCUCAUCAACCCCACCAACCACCAUAUCAAAAUACCAAUUCAAACCCUUCGCAAUGCUCUUCUCCUCCUUCGAAGAAAUCCUCUUCCUAGACGCAGACGCCUUCCCCCUAACCGCGCCGGAAAAACAAUUCACAAGCACCCUCUUCAAAACAACGGGAAUGAUAACCUGGCCCGAUUUCUGGUCCUCAAGCGUCAGUCCAACAUUCUACGAAAUAAUCCACACAGCGCCACCACCCAUGAAUCUGCGCGCCUCAACCGAAUCCGGCGAAUUCAUGCUCUCGAAGAAAUCGCACGCCCUCACCCUGCUCCUCGCGACGUAUUACAACUACUACGGACCAAGCCACUACUGGCCUCUCCUUUCGCAAGGCGCCGCAGGCGAAGGCGACAAGGAGACAUUCGUUGCGGCGGCCAUGGCAGCCAAUGAGCCAUUUUAUCAGGUUUCCGAGCCGAUUUGCGCGCUGGGCCAUCGGACUGUUGCGGGGAGUGGGAUGGCUGGUUCGGCGAUGGCGCAGUUCGACCCUGUACAGGAUUAUGCUCGACGUGAACGCGAAAGCGCAAGCGCGAGUGCAGCAGGGAAGAGCCGGCGCGACAGACCAGAUGUACUAUUCAUCCACGCGAAUUUCCCGAAAUUUAACCCUGCGACGAUUUUCCAGGCUGGGCAUGAGGUGCAGCCUGUUUUUGAUGAUGAGGGGGGCGUUUACGCGGGCUUGGACGAUUCCUGA
Molecule: messenger RNA, 1332 nt
Organism: Penicillium manginii
Lineage: Eukaryota; Fungi; Ascomycota; Eurotiomycetes; Eurotiales; Aspergillaceae
Product: alpha-mannosyltransferase
Exons: 1
Coding region: 1-1332 (443 amino acids)
Biological process (GO): mannan biosynthetic process
Cellular component (GO): Golgi apparatus
Molecular function (GO): alpha-1,2-mannosyltransferase activity
Source: RefSeq, a predicted model, not a curated record